Leguminivora glycinivorella is the source of this 3628-nucleotide messenger RNA. RefSeq names its product protein inturned (gene in). Gene Ontology annotation, cellular component: cytoplasm; cilium. Gene Ontology annotation, biological process: vesicle-mediated transport; nervous system development; cilium assembly. The record is from RefSeq and is a predicted model, not a curated record. Lineage: Eukaryota; Metazoa; Arthropoda; Insecta; Lepidoptera; Tortricidae. The coding region runs from base 175 to 2832 and encodes 885 amino acids. The transcript has 13 exons.
UUUAUUUACUUUCCGAAUUUUUUAAAUAUCUAUAAGUAUAUUAAAUCAUGUUAAAAGAUUAAAUUUAUUCCAAUUUUUAGGAAUGCAUUUACUAACCAUGUUAUCUUUAAUACGACGCCUAUUAUUUGGUAUUGUAAUUAUCAAAGUGAACUAGAAGUUUAGCAUUUCGGUAAAAUGAAUAACUAUAAGAGCAAAUUAAAUUACGAUAGUCCGUGUGAUUCGGACAACGACUGGACUUCUUCAGAUGAUUCCAAAUAUUCGGACUCCGACAGUUCUGUUCCUGAAUGGGACUCGGAUGUCGGUGAAGAUGGAGAGCUUGUUUACAUUAAAGUGAAAGCCUGCAAUGAUGCUGUGGACGAUUCUAAGGCCCCUCUGUUGGAAAACUGUGAAGCAUUUAAAAGGAGAAAUAGUUUUAAGAGAACAUCUACAAGACGGUCAACUAAAGGAAGAAUAUUUAGAGUUCUAAAAAGUCAUAAAUCAAAACAGCUGGAUGUCUUUGGGCGAAAGAAAGAUGACCAGGGAGCCUCCACUCUUUCUGGUAUUCUGAAGAAAACUACUCUAGAGGAUAGCAAAAUAGUUAUUAUACAGGUCAGCAAAAACAUGAUGUUCAACAGUGAAAAGAAUUGCCAAAUAGAAAAAAUGUUUGGCAUCAGUCUAGAAACUAACUCAGAUGGAAAGAACCUCAUAGUAGCUGACUUCCUCCCUGAAGCCCGAGCUAUUUAUUCUCAGAAAGUUAAAAAAGGAUAUUUCUUACAGAAAAUAAAUAACAUUGAUGUUAAUGCGUACAAUAUCAACAGUAUUCUUCAAGUAGUUGCUGAUGAUUAUGAUAAUCCUAAACUUCAGUUUAAAGCUACUGAAGAAUCAUUAUUUGAUAUAGAAAAGCUUCUCACCACAAAACAAGCUCCGGAGAAUUCAUUAACACAAGUAUUGAAAGAUUCCAACUGUUCAGUUUUGUAUAUAUGCUGCAAUGACAUAGAAUACCAUAGUAAUGACGAUAAGGGAGUCCUAUAUUGCUAUCCAAGACCGUUUAAUCAAAACUUUCUUUACAAUACCCGAGGAGCGUAUGUGACUUUAAAUCAUUUAACUCCAAAAUCAUUAGGAACAAGUCCGCCUAUAACUUCUACAGUAAUACAUAAUAGUAAUCUAAUAAAUAUUGCCUACAUGGCUCAUUAUAGUGAUUUAUUAUUAGUAGCAUUUCCUAAUAAAGAAGUGGACUUAUUUGCUGCAAAGCGGGUAAUAAUUCAGAUAACAAGGAUAUUAGAAUUUUUGUAUGGUUCUUUAAAGGCUUGUUUUACUAAGCCUAAUAAUGUUGAUAAGCUGGAUAGUUUAUUUUCGCGAGUGUUUAUUAGUUUAUUGUUUGGUAAUGUGGAUAAAGAUACGGAUAAGAGUAAGGGGUUGUUUGUGGAGGAUGUUCUGGCGGCGCACAGUAUAACGUUGCCUCUAGAAGUAAGGAUACAAGUGGAUGACGCUAUGACGGAGUUGCAGGCGGCAGAUUACAGAGAAUGGACUGAUGACAUUGAAAAUUUUCAAAGGCUAUACACAGUGAUCGGAACCUGUUUGUAUUACUCAGGCCACCUACUAAGUUCUCACGUACAAGACGAAGAUUUGUUCGAAAUCAACGCAUUUUUGAAACUCAACGGUAUUUUGAAGUUGAGCGCGGAGAAGGAACUGGAAAAGCUUAUUAUCUGGAAAGAGGUUUAUAUACAUGAACAUAGGAAGAACAAAAAUGAUGGCAAUGAAUACAGAAUUCCAGAUGGGCGAUGGUUCCUGCUUGUGGCCGGAAGGGGGCACUUUAUUCUGGCUACUUUAAUGGAGGCUGGGGGAUGUACUGAAGAUGCUAUAGGCAUCACCCCGCCAUCUCCCUUCUACGUGGAAGAAUGCGAGAGCUGUAUAGAACUGCUAUACGACGUAGGGCUAGACAAGUACCUCUCUACCUGGCUACGGUCUAACACGCAACCCCAACUAGAAUGCUCACCGGAGUGUUUGACCAAGCAAGGGAAGAAAAUAAGUCAAAAAUCCGACGGCACUCUAAAACCCUCAACUCUCAAACUGCCAAAAGACCGUCGUCACUACUCGACCGAACAUAUCAACUCUGGUUCGACGGAUUCCGUCAACUAUGGGAGUCACCACAGUUUGUAUGGGCAGUGGUAUAACGGGAAGCGACAUGCGAGCAACUUGGACGUCAGUUACUCUGAAGACUCGAACAGUUUGAAAAGCAAUAGCGAAAAGAGCGAAGAGCGCAUACAAGGACGGAGAGCUGAUCGGGAAAGGAACCGCCGGGAUUCCUCUGGUUCUGAUUCCGAUUGGGACAGACAGGAUAGCAGCAGAGCUAGUGGGAGUAUUGACGCGUCAGACAUCAGAAAAUCGUUGCUCAAUGAAAUUGACCAUGUCACUGUUCAUAGAAUAACCGCAGGCGAUGAGAACGUACUAUUCCAUUUCCUACAGUUAGAAUCCGCGAAGGGCAUCCUCAUAGCUCCAGUCAAAAGUAUAGAGAUACAGGCUAACAACGCGCUAUACACGCACAUAGUACGCACUUUCCGGGCUGCGAGUAAACGGAUACAUGAGCUUUUACAGCAUAGUGUACGAUUUAAAAGAAACUACACGCCGCCUAACCCCAACAAAGUACUAGUGGCCGUGAAGGAGUACUCCAUGCUGUUUCGGGCGCCGCAGGCAGUCCUGUACCAGUGCGGGGUUAAAAAUCAGCCUUUUCACUUCUGGGUAGUCGGACGCGUAUUCAGCGAGCCGGAGCCACGCGAACUGUACGUUUGCUACCACGAAUCCGUGCCGCAGGAUCUCACCGAAAUCUCAUAUUUACUCUCCUAUUUAGAAUAAAUAGCGUUUUUGAUAUCGUUUUAAUAAAUCAGAUUACUCGACUCGUCUGUGUAGAAUAGAAUUUCUUUAUUCGCCAGGAUACGUACGAAUCUACGAAUACGGUAUUAACACAUUCGUGGACACGUAUGCUAUAGGAUACGCAUAGUCAUUUGUUUCCUUUGGUUUAUGACAGAUGACGUCACUAGCCGUCCGUGAACAUGUCACUAUCCGUCCAUGACUUAGUACUAAGAUGACUACAUUGAAGGUCAUGUAUAAAAGACAUGCAAACAAUUGACCAUUUCACGAUUUUGUAACUGUAGGUAGGUAUUAGGUACAAGAAGUGAACUUAAAAUAGUAUAUUUGAAAACCGCCAAACAUGAAGCUUAGAAUAAAUAUUACUUAAAUAAUGAGGUUAGUAUGUCACAUAUCCAUGACAUUCCUUAUGCUUCUUAAUUUACUCACAUGUGUUGUAUAAUUACCUAUAUUAAGAUUAUACAUACUAGCUUUUGCCCGCGGCUUCGCUCGCGUUAGAAAGAGACAAAAGCUCCAUCCCUUCACUAUCUCCAUUUAAAAAAUCACGUCAAUUCGUCGCUCCGUUUUGUCGUGAAAGACGGACAAACAAACAGACACACACACUUUCCCAUUUAUAAAUUUUAUAAUAUUAGUAUGGAUUUUUAUUCAUCAGUUAGUUUCUUUCAUACCAUACAUCUUCAUCUUUCAUACCAUAAAGUCAGGUCUAAUUGGUCUAAAGAAGAAGAAUGAAGCAAAAAACAGCAGAACUGUUGUUAGAAAUAGGCUAAAUACAUAAAUAUAAAAU